Messenger RNA from Colletotrichum graminicola M1.001, 1086 nucleotides. RefSeq lists its product as uncharacterized. NCBI's taxonomy places the organism in Eukaryota, Fungi, Ascomycota, Sordariomycetes, Glomerellales, Glomerellaceae. The coding region runs from base 1 to 1086 and encodes 361 amino acids. The transcript is spliced from 3 exons. Gene Ontology annotation, cellular component: plasma membrane. The record is from RefSeq and is a predicted model, not a curated record. Gene Ontology annotation, biological process: intracellular protein localization.
AUGGAGGACCGAUCAAAUGGGACUGGGGCGUCCGGCACGCCAUCCCCUCAGCCAGACCUGCACCGGAACCGACUGCCGACUCUGUUCGAGGUGUUGAGCCGCCGUACCCUGCCUCCCGUCGACCUCUUCUCCUUCUAUAUCUUCAUGAGAGACCAGCAAAAAUCCGUCGACUAUCUCGAUUUCUGGCUCGAUGUUGCUCAGCACAUGUCUCUUUGCCGGCACUAUGUGCGCGAACUUCGAAGAUCCGUCCUCAUCGGAACACCUGAUCUGGACAAGGCAGGCUCCAAGCGGUCUUCCGCAAUCUUGGAGGGUCUCGGGGAGAUGAGCCACAGCGCUGCUGGGCCUUCAAUGUACGCCACAGAGAAGGAGAAGAACCAGGACGCCCAGAUGUCUGCCUACCUGAGAGAGGAGGCCCACGAGGACUCCCCCAAUAGCGGCAGCGGAGCCUUCAGCAGUACCCCGCGUGACAUGACCGACUCCAACUCCCCGGCUCACACCGUCGCGAGACAGGAUAUCCGCGCUUCUGCAGAGAAGAUCCUAUAUACCUUUCUUCUCCCCGGCGCCGAACGCGAGAUCAUCCUGCCGGGAUCCAUCACCCAGGACGUCACCACCGCUAUAGAGGACUUUGGCAGAGAUGACCCGGAGGUUUUCGACGUUGCCAAGGACUACGUAUUCCAGGCGAUGGAACGCGAUGCCUUUCCCAACUUCCUGAGGAUGAAGGCUCUUGGCAACCUCAUCCCGACUACUCUUCAGAUCAGAAUGAUUCUCGGCCUCUUGUCCAUGUUUGGCGGCUUCUGGGCCGGCUUUAUUCUCAUCUUCCUUGAUGCUGAUCGCUUGACAAGAUGCUGGCUUAUCCUCCCAUUCACCAUUGGUGUCUAUUUCCUUGCCUCCUACCAAUACUCAUUGGACCCCGUGCUUGCUCUUAUCGGCUUGAGUGAGUACACGCCAUUCAACUUUUCGAAAAUCCGUGAGCCUUACGUUCGCAAUCUCCUCAUCAAGCGGGCCGUCAUGGUUCUCUCUGUCACACUUUUGAUUGACGCAGCGCUCUGUGUGCUUUUCAUCCUUGUCCCAGGCAAGCGGCUUUAA